UUCUCCAAGAGCAAGUUAUGAGGGACAUGUCAGUUUUUUUUAGUGGAUGUCGCAAUCUCCAGCUUUUAUCUAUUCACGUCGCGUUGGACAAGGGAGAUGACAUUGAUACGAUGCAUGAAGUACAUUGUUCUUCUCUUGAGCAUCUUGUACCGUCGGAAGGCUACGAACGGUAUAUGUUCAAAUGCCCUCUUUGCUUGGAAAGCUAUGACUACGCCUUCGUCGUACGGUCGGAAAAUAUGGCAGCACGUAUAUUUGCGGAGAAGCUUCCAAAUCUUUCAGAGAUCCGUUGGCUGGACUUAUGGGCAUGGGAUAACUUCGAUGAGGGUUGUCAACGGCGGAUCAAAAUUACCCGACAGGGGAACGCAACAAAAUUGAUAAGAGAUGACGAACGGGAAGAGUCGCGUAUUGUAUUGUAACUAAUUAUUAUUAUACCUUACCAUGACCCUUAUUUCCACGGAGGACUCAGAAGUCUCAGCUCAAAUACGGGUGUAAUUCAU
Molecule: messenger RNA, 497 nt
Organism: Fomitiporia mediterranea MF3/22
Lineage: Eukaryota; Fungi; Basidiomycota; Agaricomycetes; Hymenochaetales; Hymenochaetaceae
Exons: 3
Coding region: 27-416 (129 amino acids)
Source: RefSeq, a predicted model, not a curated record